AAAUAAUUUGAGGAUGUCAAAAUGUAGUUAGGAAGAUGGUUCUAUGGCUGCCACCGUGAUGCGCCCUGCAUCUAUAUCAAACUCAGGAUCAAACAUGUCAAAUCCGGGCGGGAAGCGCUACAGGAUAGAGCGAACAUUGGGAGAAGGAACUUAUGGGAAAGUUAAACUUGCUUACGAUAACUACACUAGAGAAAAGGUAGCAAUAAAGAUCAUCAGAAAGGAGAAUGUUAAAACUAAAAAAGAUAUGGAGAGAGUCCGGAGAGAGAUCGAUAUACUGUCUGUGUUACGACAUCCGCACAUUAUAAAAGUUAUUGAUGUUGUGGAGACCCGUACAAAUAUAAUAAUAGUAAUGGAGUACGCUGUGAACGGGGAGCUUUUUGACUACAUAAACGAGAGACGGUAUUUAGACGAGUCGGAGAGUCGCAAGUAUUUCAGACAAAUUGUCAGCGCUGUGGACUACUGUCAUAAGAAUCUGAUUGUUCACAGAGAUUUGAAGCUAGAGAACUUACUACUGGAUAAAGACAUGAAUAUCAAGAUAAUAGACUUUGGUUUGAGUAAUCAGUACGCGCACGACUGUUUGCUGAACACGUUCUGUGGUUCCCCGCUGUACGCCUCUCCAGAGAUGAUUCAAGGAAAAGAGUACCGAGGACCCGAGGUCGAUUGUUGGAGUUUGGGAGUUGUGUUGUACACACUGCUCUGUGGUACCAUGCCAUUUGAUGACAGUGAUAUGAAGCAUUUAGUUGAGAGUAUAACAUCAGCUAGCUAUCCUCACCCUAAAGGACUUUCUAAAUCUGCACUGGACAUGAUAGCGCGACUACUACGAGCAAACCCGAAAAAGAGAGCCACGAUUGAAAACAUCCGACUCCACCCUUGGACUAACGAUGGUUACUCUAAACCACCGAUGCAGCAACCUUUAUCUAAUAUAAACCACAAGGACAGACGUCGUCUGAGUAGUAAAAUAUCGUGUCUUGCGGAGACUCCAAUCAAGGGUAUGACUCCUAGUAGUAGGACUAGAUCAGACUCUAGGCUGAACGAGAGAGGGUCUAUAUCUAUGAAACCCCGUACUCCGUCGUCCUCAAUGCCAAGGCCAUCCUCAACUAAAUCGAGUGAAUCGCCCACUCCUAAUCCUAAUGCUAAGCGGCGACUGGUUAUGGAACCUAGUAGUCCUCAGCCUUCAGCUAUGAAACCUGUUUCAGAAGAACCCGAGGUAGAGAGACCUAAAUCAGCAAGUGCUAUGUUAUCUAAAGUUCCUUCUAAACCACCGAGACCUAGUCGGUCCAAGUUGGAGCGAAUGGGUCAAAAAUCUGAUAAUAGAAGUGGCAGCGAGUCCGAUAGUCGGAAUGCUCUUACUCCAGAAUCAGCCCUAAAACGUAGCUCAAGUCACGGAAACAAAGUAAAACCCUCCUCUCCGGACGACAAAUUCAAGUUAACACCAGACCGUCGCACUUUGUCUGAAAACACAUCUUUAGCUCAGUUUAGUAGCGAUUACGAGCGGGAUAUAGAUAGCUUCAAGCCCCCUGAAAUCAAGGAUGCCGGGGAAAUAACUAUGAUUGACUCAGAGUCCAACAUGUUCGACGGGUUUGGUGGUAGUACUCGGAAUGUCUACUAUGAUCCGAACGUCAGGAAUAUCACAUUAGAGCUCAAAGAGCCGAGCAUUGUGAUUUCUCCUACGGAACCGAAGCAAGAUAACAGGACCCCGAUACCAGAGGAGUCCCCAGUCGCCCCAAAAACCACGCCAACUCCGACCAACCCUCCUCCACCUACCAAGAAGACAACCAAGAAACCUGUUGAGGGUAAAUCCUCCCUACCAAAGCGAGAUACCGGUCCCAGUGCCCGUUCAAAAGCUGCCAUCAACAAGACAGGUCUAGGGUCAAAGCGUCCCGUGGGAAGGCCAUCUGACAGUACGACACAACGAGGGAAAUCUGCUGGUACUACCCGGGAUAGACCAAGCUCCGUUAAGAACAGGACCCCUGUGAAGAGUAACACCAUCACUAACCCCAGCAGUACUCCUAGAUCCAGGAGAAACUCCGACAUCAUCACCGGGUCUCUGUCUAACUUGUCUAUAAAGAGCGAGACCGACAAGUCCUCCUCUUCCGAGACUGGAUCCAGGACCAGGAUAACUAGGAAUAUUUCCACUGCCCCCUCUCCUGCUAAAAAGAACCUGAAUAUCAAGAGCAGGGUAGACUGUCAUAGAUCCGGCAACCCGAAGAAGGCAACAAACACAAGCAGUGGAUCUGGCGAGAUUAUCAAAAAGAAUGACAAGGAAAAGGAAAAAGAAGGCGUCAAAUCUAAGAUUUCAGCAAUUAUCACCAACCGUACCUCGAAAACCGUAAAUAGGAAAUUAAGUGAUGCUUCUCUGGCUUCAGCGCCAAAUACACCAAGAUCGAAACGUGCCAAUAAAGUAACGAAAUGAAAAGAAACCCCUCUUAACAAAUUAGGAGAGAAGACGCCUAACAGGAACAGUAUGUUACCGAGGUAUAAAGGGUCGGGCACCACCCCAACUUCCACGCCCCACCGAGCCAGGUCUAACACUGAACCGGUCCAAAAACUUACCAACGACAUCAAGAAAAUGCCCUUCCGCUGAGCUGAAUUUGAAAAAUACUCUCAUUGAGGGAUGCUCUGAUUUAUAUCUGGUGAACCCAGUUUGGUUUUGUAUUAUGUGAUGAGAUCGGUGGAGACAAAAGAGUUUACGAAGUACCCUCCUAGUUACCACGAAACCACCGCGAAUACACACGGGGCCCGUCGUGUGAUGAUAUUACAUGUACAUAGUAUAAUAAAACUGAAUGUGAAAAUAACACGAAUCAUGUUGUCAUGGUGACUAACUCGUUACACUAUAGUUCACCACUUGACGUCCAGACGACCAAGUAUUUGGCGCGCAGCGAACUGAUUUUGUGCACUGCGGUUAUCUUUAACCGCGCCGAGUUACCGCGCGCUGGUACGCAGUGCAUUAAAUUUGUUGGUUUUGUGCCAAAUGAUUGGCACGGUAAUGAUGUUAGCUUUAAUCUAGUUCUUGUGGUUUUUGUGAACUAAUUUAAUGAUGUCCGAGUCUACUACAUGAAAUGAUGAUAUAUAACUUGAGCUAUUUAAACUGAAGGAUAAGAGAUAUUCUUCUGGGGUGUUUUAUAUUGUAAUUUUUAGAACAAUUAAUUCCAGUCUUGUGUGACUGUUGUAUGAUUUUUAUACAUUAAAUCUAAGAAUUUCUAGUCCAAGCUUCAAGUUCAA
Molecule: messenger RNA, 3222 nt
Organism: Bolinopsis microptera
Lineage: Eukaryota; Metazoa; Ctenophora; Tentaculata; Lobata; Bolinopsidae
Product: NUAK family SNF1-like kinase 1
Exons: 11
Coding region: 44-2413 (789 amino acids)
Biological process (GO): intracellular signal transduction; protein phosphorylation
Cellular component (GO): cytoplasm
Molecular function (GO): ATP binding; protein serine/threonine kinase activity
Source: RefSeq, a predicted model, not a curated record